Molecule: messenger RNA, 594 nt
Organism: Medioppia subpectinata
Lineage: Eukaryota; Metazoa; Arthropoda; Arachnida; Sarcoptiformes; Oppiidae
Source: the annotation of a GenBank genome assembly
AUGCGACGACUCGUCGACCAGACUAUCAAACAUUUCGGUAAACUUGAUAUUCUCGUCAAUAACGCCGGCGCCGGCAGUUCGGGUCCAAUCGCCGACAAAAAUUAUUACGAGAUCUAUCAAAAGCAAAUGGAUAUAAAUCUCAAUUCUGUGGUCUAUUUAACCCACAUUUGUGUCGAGCAUUUGGAGAAAACAAAGGGGAAUAUUGUCAACAUAUCAAGCAUGGGCGGUUUAAGAGCUGUAAUAGACUUUUCACCAUACAAUAUGGCAAAGUGUGCUCUCGAUAUGUUUACCCGUUGUAUGGCAGCCGAGUUGGGACCUAAACGCAUCCGGGUUAAUGUUAUCAAUCCCGGUCCCGUUGAUUCUGGCUUCGCAACCGCUAUGGGAUUGAGUCAAGAGAUGUCCGAUAAACUAAUGGACGGCUACAGACAGAUGGUGCCGGUCGGCCGGUCGGGUUCGCCCAAUGAUAUUGCCUACGCUAUACUAUACCUGGCCAGUGACCAUGCUGCUUUUGUUACCGGCACUAAUUUAAUUGCCGAUGGUGGUUGCGUGGCCGCCAAUCUUCUUAACCCGGAUGCGUUGAAUAAAUAUUUGUAA